AUGGGCAAAUCAUUUGUCAAAGCCAAAAUGAUGUCGGCACACACUUUUAAAGUAACAACACAAAGGACAGAAUCCACAUACUUAAAUACAUCAGACUAUCACUCCAACCCUGAGGCUGUGGUCCCACAUCAGAAACACACAUAUCAAUAUCGAUCUCUGCUAUACCCGGUCUCACACAAUCCUCCUUUCAAACCAGGCAAAUCUGGUGCUACUUCUAAAGGGUAUCAAACUACCCCUUACUUAGCUCUACCCUCGCUUGUAGAUGGUAAAGGGAUUAAAACACUAGACACUUUACUCCCAGAUAGGACCCACACACACACCCCUACAAAAAUUCCAAUGCAAUCAACUCACCCACUUUCUGCAACCGGGACACUAUACACAAAAAGGCAACCAUGCCAUCACAGUUCGAAACCACAUGCUCCACGCACGCCCUUAAAACAAAAACAGGUCUCUACCCUGUAUCCUAUAUUUCAAAACACAACCACAGCAAUUCACAAGGAUGAGAUUAGGCUGGGAAACUGAUCUGAAGUGGACACUGUCAGACGGUGACUGAUCCUCAAAUUGAUUCACAAAUCUUCAAUUAACCUUGCCACGCAAGAAGGAAAUUAUAAGAGGAUAGUACGUUGUCUCUACACGCCAUCCAAACUUUAAAAACUUCCCAAACUCCCAAGGCCAAUACUGGAGAUGCCAC
Messenger RNA from Pelobates cultripes (western spadefoot toad), 691 nucleotides. Lineage: Eukaryota; Metazoa; Chordata; Amphibia; Anura; Pelobatidae. The record is from the annotation of a GenBank genome assembly.